AUGGAAGAUCAUGACGAUAGAAUGCAGGGUGGCUGGGAUGCGAACCAGCACUAUGAUGGGGGUCCAGUCGAGAAUGACGACAACUAUGGUCCUGUUGGCAUCAAGGAAGACGGAAAAAUGUUCAUUGGCGGUCUGAAUUGGGAGACGACGGAGGAAUCCUUGAAGAAUUACUUCUCUCAGUUUGGUGAAGUCAGCGAAUGUACCGUUAUGCGCGACAGCGCUUCUGGUCGAUCGCGAGGUUUCGGCUUCCUGACCUUCAGGGAGCCCAAAUGUGUCAAUACCGUCAUGGUAAAAGAGCACUAUCUGGACGGCAAGAUUAUCGAUCCGAAGCGCGCCAUUCCUCGCGAAGAGCAAGAGCGUACUUCCAAGAUCUUCGUCGGAGGUGUCAGCCAGGAGGCAACAGAGCAAGAUUUCAAACAUUUCUUCAUGCAGUUCGGCCGCGUCAUCGACGCCACUCUCAUGAUGGACAAGGACACGGGCCGUCCUCGCGGCUUCGGCUUCGUCACCUUUGAUGGCGAUGCCGCUGUCGAUGCAACCCUCCAGGGACCUUUAGAGAUCCUUGGCAAGCCAAUCGAAGUCAAGCGAGCCCAGCCCCGUGGCAACAUGCGGGAUGGCGAAGAGGAAAAGAAGGGGUUUGGCAGACGAAAUGGAUCUGACACGAAGUUCGGAGGCCGCAACGAAGGCCAAAACGGAAAUUUCGACGGAUCAGGCAACAAUGCACAGCAAGGAGCCCCAGGCAUGACCGCUGGCAUGUCUCCUGCAAUGAUGGCUCAGUACUGGCAGCGUAUGCAGAGUUAUUUCCAAAUGAUGCGACAAAACAUGAUGGCUGGCGGCAUGGGAGGCCAAGGCAUGACUGGCAACCCAAUGGCAGCCAUUGGUAUGGGCGGUCCCCCUCAGAUGAACCCAGCCAUGAUGUCCGCCAUGAUGGGCGGUAUGGGCGGCCCACCACAGGGGAUGUCACCAACCGGAAGUCCUCAUCCCCAAUCUCCCGGAAACCAAGGCGGCAUGGGACAGAUGAAUCCGGCCAUGAUGGAACAAAUGCGCCAAAUGCAGAUGCAGCAACAGCAAGGAGGUGGCGGUUUCAAUGGGAACGCGGCCAUGAUGAACCAGAUGGGUCCCGCCGCUGCAGGCGCUGCUCGCCCAGGAUUCAAUGCGCAGGAGCAACUCAUCUUCGAACAGCAAAAGUACGAAGCCCAGCAAGCCCGUCGGAUGCAGCAAGGAGGCGGAUUCGGCAGCCAAGGCGGACCCACGAGCUGGGAGGGCAUGUACGACGAUGUUCCCCAGCCGCCUAUGCCUCCUCAAGGUCCCGCCGCCCGCGUUGCCAACCAAGGCGGUUUCCGACAAGCCAGUCCUGCCAACGUCCGAGGAUCACGACAAGGCUCUUCUGCUCCACCGAUUCCGCCCAGCAAUGCACCGGCAAAUGCGCCUACAGGCCCGAAGAACGCUGGAAAGCCAGGUUCGAAUUACCGUGGUGGUGGCAGACAUGCUGGUGGUCGGACCAACUUCCAUCCCUACAAUCGUGGAAACUGAUCUGAGUCCUCGCUUCGGUUCUCUUCGGUUUGCAUGCUUACCGUCGUGGAGCUCAGGCUAUGUCCUUCUGAGCUUUCACCCGAUCCAGGCGCUGUCUUGUCUACUCUUUCCUCUUCUUCUCAUGUCUGGGCAGGGCUUUUUGUUGUGUGUCGACUUAUUCGGUACCCGACGUCUUGACGAAAAUAAUGGGCGUGAUUCUCUUCUCUAGCUUCUAUGGACAGGCGGUAAUGGAAGAGAGGGCUAUGAGCACGGUCAUGAUCACACUCUAAUUGGGGGUCCUGGGUUUGGUUUCUUUUUGCUUCCUACUUUCACGAUGAUGGUGCUGGAGGGCUUUUCUUUCUCGGCGGGGGUCUAAGGAAGGUAGGUAAUGGUUUGGCUUCAGCCUCAAUGCCCGUAGCCAGUCAUCAGUCGGGUUGAGGCUUCACCUUUUGUACAGUAGCGACAGUCCUCAGCUCAAGCCUCUCGAUUCCCACAAAACGUG
Mytilinidion resinicola is the source of this 2011-nucleotide messenger RNA. Its product is annotated as RNA-binding domain-containing protein. The record is from RefSeq and is a predicted model, not a curated record. Bases 1 to 1530 code for a protein of 509 amino acids. The transcript is spliced from 4 exons. Gene Ontology annotation, molecular function: RNA binding. NCBI's taxonomy places the organism in Eukaryota, Fungi, Ascomycota, Dothideomycetes, Mytilinidiales, Mytilinidiaceae.